This is a messenger RNA of Mauremys mutica (yellowpond turtle), 1520 nucleotides long. It is a transcript of the gene CYTIP, whose product is annotated as cytohesin 1 interacting protein. Gene Ontology annotation, biological process: regulation of cell adhesion. The record is from RefSeq and is a predicted model, not a curated record. The transcript is spliced from 8 exons. Bases 17 to 1093 code for a protein of 358 amino acids. Gene Ontology annotation, molecular function: protein binding. Gene Ontology annotation, cellular component: cell cortex. Lineage: Eukaryota; Metazoa; Chordata; Testudines; Geoemydidae.
GUGCCCUUCGUCCAACAUGUCCUUAAGAAAGCUCAUUCAGCAAAACCGCAAUGCCAAUUUUGUGGGCUACUGUGUUAGUCCAAGUUACACACCUUACUUAGAUCCAAUGUGCAGUCCCCAGAUGGAUAAUAGAAGAAUUCAGAGUCUGGCAAACACAGUGGGGACGUUACCAAGGGGACGCAAACAGCUUGCUUUAACCAGAUCAAGUUCCUUAGGUGACUCUUCUGGGCCACAAAGACGACUUCUUGCUAUUGUCAAAGAAGAUAAUGAAACAUUUGGAUUUGAAAUUGAGACACGUAGAUUACAACACCAAAAUGCUUGCUCCCUGCAAAUAUGCACUUAUGUCUGCAAAAUACAAGAAGAAAGUCCUGCCCAUCUUUCUGGCCUGCAAACAGGUGAUAUUCUAGCCAAUAUCAAUGGAGUGAACACUGAAGGUUUUAGUCACAAGCAAAUGGUGGACUUGAUAAAAUCUUCAGGGAAUUAUUUAAGAUUAGAGACUGUUAAUGGAGCCAGGAUUGUUAGGAGAAUGGAACUUGAAACCAAGCUGCAGUUAUUGAAGCAAACUUUGCAGGAAAAAUGGGUGGAGUUCCGAUCUCUGCAAUUACAGGAACAACGCUUGCUGCAUGGGGAGGUGAAUGACAACAACUUUGACACCCUGGAAUUGGAGUCCAAUUUAUUUGGUAGUUGUGCUUCACCAAGGCCUGCCUUCCCAAUUAAACCCCGAUUCUCCAGUGAAAGCAGCUGUAAAAGCCGGCUAAGCUCAAUGACAGUGGACAGUGAGGAUAGUUUCUACCAGACCUGUGUUUUUGAGGAUUCUGCUCAUGAGACUCUGAGCCGGCAGUCGAGCACAGAUGACGAUUGCUUCUUUUCGAGGGACAAUGACACUGCAGUAGGGAAAUAUUCACUGAGGAGGAACAGAAGCAUCAGUCUGGCUAGCAGCGGAUCAAUGUCGCCCUCAUGGGAGGGAGGCAGUUUUUCAAAUAUUUUUGGAACACUCCCACGGAAAAAUAGGAGAGGAAGUGUCCGAAAGCAGCUUUUAAAAUUCAUUCCAGGUCUUCACCGAGCAGUUGAAGAGGAGGAAAGUCGUGUCUGACAUCUUAAGCAUCGUCUUCAGUAGCAAGGACGGUGUUAUUAUCCAUAGGCAGAAACUGCAGCAGUAAAACCACAUAGUGCCCAGGAUUCAUACUGACUCACCCAGCCACACAUUUCCCCCUGACAUAACCUUAUGACAGGACUGACAUUAUUUAAAGUGCUGAUUUUUUUUGUAAUUCUUGAAUGCAGCUAGCACACUGUGGACCCAGCUUUGUUAGUAUAGAAUAGAUUUUCAGGGACUAACUUUGGUUUGUGGAAAAGCUUUGCAGAACCUCCCCAUCGACCCUUGUGUUACCAAUGUCGUCCUCUGUGUGUGAGAGUUACAGCUAUUUAUUUCCUAUGUUAGCGAGCCAAAUAGUAUAUUCUUCAAAGAACUUUAAUAAAUGGCCUGCUGCUGCUGCUGAAAUCAUUGGCAGAAGUCCCAUCGU